AUGAGUAUGAGGGCUGGACACAAGGACAUCUUUGCUAUCCUAUCUGCUAUUAUGAUGUCUGUAGUCAUGGCAGACUAUUGCGUCUACGAGAUGUGUACGUGUGACGACGGCUUCGUCGACUGCACCAGUCGAGGGUUGACAGCCAUCCCUCCCUUGGGACCACCUGGAGUAGAGCCAGUCACAUACAUCCAGUUUAAUGGCAACCAGAUUACAUCAAUACCCGCAGGAAGUCUCCCAGCUGGGCUUACACAGCUCACUUUCAACGACAACCCUAUACAGACCAUAGACGACGAUGCCUUCAUUGACUCUGCAUCUACUCUACAAACUCUGGCUCUUACUUUAGUUCCACAUUCAAGAAUUCCCGAUGCUCUGCUGAAAUUAAAGAGUCUUACCUUCUUUGAACUCUACAACACCGACGUUGGUGAUUGGAAUGAAGAGGUGAUGAAGUAUCUGGCACCAAAACUACAGUCGAUAUCUUUGGGCAAUGUCAGUGUACACACAUGGCCUGACUGGUUUCAGUACUGCAACCAAGUGACCGAGUUGACGCUCGAUAGCAGUAACAUUACAUCUAUACCGGACAAUGGACUGGACGGUAUGGCCAGUAGUUUAAUGAGCCUGUCUCUUUAUAACAACAACUUAACUUCUGUCCCCAAAGCGAUUUCCAAAUUAGUCAAUAUCACGGAUUUGUAUGUAGACAGCAACAAGAUAACAGACCUUACCUGGUUGCCAAAAAAUGCCAGACUGGAUACGCUAGGUUUAAGUAAUAAUAAAAUCUCCAAUGGAACUCAUUUAAGUAACGCUCUGAAGCCUUUCGGAGAAUUUCUGAGCGACCUUGAUUUGGUAGGCAAUGAGCUGACGGCAAUUCCUGAUUUACAUUUCUUGACAAUUAACGGUGUUGAAUUAUCCUUCAAUAAGAUUUAUGAUCUAAAUGCAGGAUCUCUGCAACCUGCUCUUCACGGGUUGACUCUGGGGUACAAUCUUCUAACUUCAAUUCCAAGCGUGGUUUUUCGUGUCCAAUCUCUGCGCUCGUUACUGAUGCCGUCAAACUUAGUAACCCGUGUGCAAGCAUCGUUAAUUCCUGCGACAUUGACGUAUCUUGAUCUCCAACACAAUCUACUUACUGAACUAGCAGACACGAGUUUUCCAGAAAAUUCCAGCCUAAUUUAUUUGUACCUGAAUAAUAAUCCUCUAACGACAAUAUCCGAACACGCCUUUGCUAAUCUUGUUCAGCUAGAAGAGCUCCACUUGGGUGGUACAAGACUGACUCGCCUACCGCUCAGUCUGUCAUCGCUCCACAAUUUAACUACAUUUGAUGUCAGCGACAUUACUCGUCUUGUCUGCACCUGCCUGGAGAAAGAUUUAGGGCCCUGGAUCAAGUCCUUGACGGCAGAAAAAGUUUUAGGAACAUGCGGCCUAAUGAGUGUGUACGACUUUUUCUCUUUGCUAAGCCCGGGCUGUCCGAAUUAA
This is a messenger RNA of Candidula unifasciata, 1467 nucleotides long. The record is from the annotation of a GenBank genome assembly. NCBI's taxonomy places the organism in Eukaryota, Metazoa, Mollusca, Gastropoda, Stylommatophora, Geomitridae.